CGAAACACCUUUACCUUUACAUCCCUAUCCGUCGACCAAGGCCCAGCAGUCUCUGUCGGCCUCUCGGCUAGCGAAGGUUUAUCAUUCGAUAGCUGCAUCUUUGGUUCAGACUCUUGCUCUCCCUCCGCAAAAGCAGGAUGUUGUUGCGAUCCGGAGCUUUGUAUCCUCGUAUGCCCGUGAUGCAGCGCAGCAAGCUUUGAACCAAUUGAUAUGGCCCGAAACCGCUACCAAGAGGAUUCGCUCAGUUUGCAAACCCUACUGGACCUUUCGAUUGUAUACGGCCCAAAGAACCGAUCACGGAUUCGUGAACUCUUCUCCUCGGCUUUGAAGUCAUCCCCAUCCCUCCUACCACUCAUCACAUCCGAAGCUGUCCCCGCAUUCGCUGCAUUACUGUCCCCAGGCAACUCCGGUGGUCUAUACGGCCUGCGGAAGACUUCGCAUUGCCUUACGUGCCUCCUACACUCAUGUCCGCCUGACGUGCGAAGGAUAUUUGCGCAAAACAUUUCGUUCAUGACAGCACUGGGUCGUGCAUACGACGAAGGACUCGCGACGAUCGCGCGAGACUACGGUGGACUCCAGCAGAUUCUACAAUCUCUCGAGUCCGAGAACCAAGAUGACUGGCAUCGCAUUUGGGUGGAGACGAAGGUCGCGUUGAUGGACAGCUUCGACGCUGCCUUCCGGACCAUGUUGCAGGACAUGACGGACUCUUCCCCGGGACCCUCCCUCGCAGCGGAGUGCGAGCGCUCCUUUGGCGUCAUGUUCGCCCUCGUGGACCUCCCCGGGUCAUCUGCAGCCUCCUCGACGCCGUCGCUCCCUGCCACUCCAUUCCUCAACUGCUCCCUGAUCGCCGAUUACCAAUACACGUACGAUUUAUCCAAGAUGCUGGCGUCGGUAGUGACAGGGUUGGACGACCCUCGUGUGGAUUUGCUAGAAUCCAUGCUUCGUUCCAUGGAUACCUCUGGGGAGAAGUCGCCCGGGCCUCUCAAACUGCUUCUGCGAUCGUCAGGGAUCGCCGGCGUCAAGCCCAUGGGGUCGAAGGCUCCUCCCGCGUCGACGCGCCCGUCGAGCUCGACCGCCACUCCAGGACGAGCUGCCACUCCGCCCGUGGCCGGUCCUUCGAGCUCCAACGCGGGCGACGUGGAUCUGAAGAUUACCGAAGUUCUUGAUGUACUCCCGGACCAGUCACCGUCGUAUGUUCGUGCGUUAUUGCAACUGCCGGACUACGGUACUUCAGAGGCUGUCAUUGCGGCCCUGCUAGAUGGCCAGGCCCCAUCCGAAGCGGAAUUGAACCAAAUGAUAGCAUCUAGUGCCCCACCCGCAGCCUCAUCCACAUCUGCGCCGAUUGAACGAAGGAAUGUAUUUGACGACGAGGUGAUAGACCUGAGUCGGAUACAGUUUGGCAAAAAGAGCGACGAUGCCGAUACCCUCAUCCGUGAUCGCUCGUACGUGGACGAGAUGAAGGAGGACAUUCUCCGCAGAGUAGAGGAGAUGGAUCUUCUAGACGACGAAGAGGACGCCGCAAACACACACGGUCUCCGCGCCUCGGACUAUGUUUCUGACGAUGAUGCUGAGCUCGGUAGCCCGGUUAAGUUAAAGGUUCGGGACGGAGAAGAUAGCGAGGAAGAGGACGACGUAGCCGAAGAGCUCGUGAACCAGAGCCGGUCCGCGGGCAAAGAAAGGGAAAAGGAGGAUGCGGAGACGAUUUUGGAGCUUGCGUACAUACAAGAUCCGGGACUUUUCGACAGGGACGCUCAGACCCGGAGAGGUAAGGGGAGAAGCGACCUCAAGGCGCGGACGGGCUGGACGGAUGAACAGAUCGAAGGGUGGAAGAUCAUGCUAGACCGUAAUCCCAAGAAAGACAAGAUCCUUGCCAAACACGAGUUCCGCGGUAACAUGCCUUUACUGGCUGCGGAAUCCAGCGCGGGCGAGACGUCGGAAGGUAACUCCGGUCAACGUGGCAGAGGUGGAGGUCGUGGUGGGCGCGGGCGAGGAGGCGGUAGAGGCAGAGGUGGGGGGGGAGGCGGAGACUCACAAACAAGGGAUCGAGCGUGGAAGGACAAGAAUAAGGCAAAGCAAGCGAAUCAUAACCGGAAGAAAGGGCACGACAAAAAGAUGGCAAGAGGCGGAGGGCCUUCAUAGGGCCUGUUCUACGCCGACUCGCGCAUCAGAUCAUCUGUACACUCGCGCACUCCUAUGGCUGGUCCGUCGCGAUCCCAGCAGCAAAGUUUCGGUCGCGUGUGGUGGCGUGUAUGAAUCGCGGCGCAUAGCUAGAUAUGAAUACAGGGUCGGGAUAUGAGACAUGAAAAAGCAUGUGCACUGCCUGGACGGAAUCGAGGCAGCCUGAAAAAGAUACAACCUGCGGCCGAGGUGGAUUGUCUGAAUGGUUUUGGUAGGAAAUGGGCGUAAUUGCGCUCAUACGUGCCCUAUGAUGGCUCGAUCCCGAAGAUGCGCUCAGCAAAGCGAGGAUCGUGUGUCAUUUCGAUAACGGAAUCCAUCAGCUCCAUAUCGAGGGUAUGGCCGAAGUGCACGACUGCCAUCAUCUUUAUUGUGCUGGCAUCGACAACGCUGCCUAUGAUUUCGUAACACUCCUCGGCAAGAUGAGCGUCCUUAAGGAGCUUGACUGUCACCUCCCCGCCAUCAGUCGACCGCACCAGCGCUUCCUGUCCACUGUAAGAGACAACUUUACAAGGAAGUCGUAUAGUCUGGCCCGCGUACUGAUGUAAGCGAUGCGAGUUAACGCGCGGGGAACGAUGUUCGCCUG
Punctularia strigosozonata HHB-11173 SS5 is the source of this 2761-nucleotide messenger RNA. RefSeq lists its product as uncharacterized. Gene Ontology annotation, molecular function: ubiquitin binding. NCBI's taxonomy places the organism in Eukaryota, Fungi, Basidiomycota, Agaricomycetes, Corticiales, Punctulariaceae. The transcript is spliced from 9 exons. The record is from RefSeq and is a predicted model, not a curated record. The coding region runs from base 211 to 2139 and encodes 642 amino acids.